Xiphophorus hellerii (green swordtail) is the source of this 2303-nucleotide messenger RNA. RefSeq names its product ras homolog family member Ua (gene rhoua). NCBI's taxonomy places the organism in Eukaryota, Metazoa, Chordata, Actinopteri, Cyprinodontiformes, Poeciliidae. Gene Ontology annotation, molecular function: GTP binding; GTPase activity. The transcript is spliced from 4 exons. The coding region runs from base 298 to 1086 and encodes 262 amino acids. Gene Ontology annotation, biological process: small GTPase-mediated signal transduction. The record is from RefSeq and is a predicted model, not a curated record.
UGUCACGGAGGGGGAGUUUGAUUUGGGACGGGUCUGUGCGCCGGACGCCUGGACGGACACUCACUGCAACUGAAUGAUAGUUAAAUCUCCUCUUUUAAAUCGGGAUUUUGUGGUUAAUAAUCACCGAACUGUGUAACUCCAGUACUUCAGGUCCCCAGAGAGAAAAGUUCAGGCUGCUUUUUGGUUCUGAACCAUGGAAGCCCAGAGGAAGCGGACAGCUUAUCGCCACUAGACCCCGUGGAGGAAAAGAAUGGACCGAGUGAAAACUGACCCGACCGAGGUGGACUGAUCCCCGCCAUGUCGCCCUCCUCUCCCUGCCAGGAGGGCUACAAGCCGGCGCCGGCGGCCCCCGCGCCGCCCGUCCCGCCGCGCAGGGUCCGGAGCAGGGACGAGGGCUCCGGAGGGAGGACGCGGCGGGCGGCCGCUCCGGAGAGGCGGGUGAAGUGUGUGCUGGUUGGGGACGGAGCGGUGGGGAAAACCAGCCUGGUGGUCAGCUACACCACCAACGGAUACCCCACCGAGUACGUCCCGACGGCGUUUGACAACUUCUCAGCCGUGGUGUCAGUGGACGGACAGCCGGUGAAACUGCAGCUGUGUGACACAGCAGGACAGGAUGAGUUUGACAGGCUCCGUCCGCUGUGCUACACCAGUGCAGACGUCUUCAUGCUGUGCUUCAGCGUCGUCAGUCCCGCCUCCUUCCAGAAUGUUCCAGAAAAAUGGGUCCCAGAGAUCCAUAAACAUGCCCCCUUCGCUCCCCUCGUCCUGGUGGGGACACAGUGUGACCUCAGAGAAGACGUCAAGGUGCUCAUCGACCUGGCGAAGUACCGGGAGCGGCCCGUGGACCCUUCGGAUGCCCGGGACUGUGCCAUGGAGAUCGGAGCCGUGGCCUACAUGGAGUGCUCCUCUCUGACCCAGAAGAACCUAAAGGAGGUGUUCGACACGGCCAUCCUGGCCAGCCUGCAGAAAUACGGCUCACGGAAACGCUCGAGAGGCAAACAGAAGCACCGAAAAAAGGCGAGGCAGACCCCGGACAAGAUGAAGAGUCUGUCUAAGUCCUGGUGGAAACGGUACUGCUGCGUGGCGUAGAGCAGACCUGGGACUGGAUCCGGCUCUGAUUCUGGGCUGGAGUUUUAAAGAAAACUAUAUAAAACCCUGACUGGAACGUGGAAUAUUGUGGAUGAGAUUUACUACUGAGCUUUGAGUCGCCUGGAGGAUUCUCUGGUGUUUAUUCACUUAGACUGGUUAAACACCAGUUCUGUUCUGGGACCAGUAAAAGAUGUGACAGAGUCAUAUCCAGGUUUCAUUUCUCUGGAUUUCUGGUCCAAAAAUACCAAGGAAAAAAUAAACAAACAGACAAAACAACCUGCCUUUUUAUGCAUCCCAGAGGAAAACUGGAAUCUUUGUUGGAUGUAAUUAUUAUAAACGAUGAUCUAAGCCAAACAAAACACUGUCAGCUGACUGUAAAUUGUUCCCAAUUCUGGACUGGUUUAAAAUAAGAUCAGAAAGAGCUGCUGAGAGAAAGAGAGUCGCUCUCAGACCAGACUUUGUCACGGAGGAUUUUACGACCCAGACAAGAUCGCCAGACUCACAUGAAGUCAAAACAAGUCCGUCCUGACUUUAAUCCAGAGCCAUUGUUACUCUGAUGAGAGGACUCGUUGAGCAACCACAUCCUGAUUUUACACGUUCAGUUUUGAUUAUGAAUCAGCUUUUUGUUUGGUCGUAAACAGAACAAUUUGUACCAAAUUCAGGCUUUAUUUUUUUAUGCAAGCGCUCAAAUCAUAUCUAAUCUUGAUACGAACUCAUGCACAUUUUUGUCCUAUCAGAAGACACAAACUGUUCCCGCUUUGAUCAAAACUGAGAUUUCCAAACAACCCCACAUUCUUUAUGUCUUUUUUUUUCUGUAGCAGCAAACAAACUAUUUCAUGUCUCUACGUUGGAAGGUAAUUUAUCAUCUUUUCCUCUGAAACUCAUCAGGACUGACAGUGAAAACAGAGCGAUGCCGGUUCAGGUUGGUUAGCUGUGAAAACGGGAUCAUUUCUUCUACACGUGUUUGACUUGUAACUUAAACAAAGUGGUUUCAAACAUUUCCACUGCUAUAUGUGAUUUAUCCUUUCAGACUUGACUGUGAGCGUUUGCUGAAUCAGAUCCUCCAUGGUUAAAUCUAAAAUUAGCUAUAAUUAAUUCAUAAUGCAUUUGGCUAUCUUUGUUUCUUAAGAAAAAUCUAUUUUCUCUGUUAUAUUACUGGAUUUUAUUGUUAGUUACUGACACUCUGUCUAUAACGCAUAAAUAAUCUAUAAACCUGG